GUAAAAACAAAAAGGAGAGACAAACUUUUACUUUCAGUUGUCAAAAAAAUUGUAUAAGAAAAAUCUAGAUGGCAUCAACUAUGAAUAUACAUCCACCAGAAGAUCUAUAUAGAUCUUUAGUGGUGACACCAAUAUUAACUUCCACAAGCAGAAGAAGUCCAGAUAAAAUAAAAGAAAAAAGUUGCUUUUAUAAACCAACAAAUGGAGUGAAUAUGGAAGAAUUAAGUAAAAAGCUACGAGAAAAAAUACUGGAAAACUUCGACCAUAUUCAGCAUACAUUUGAAUCUUUUGAUGUCAAUAAUAACGGCUACAUAGACAUAUCUGACUUGCAAAGAGUGUUGACAAAUUUUUGUUUACCUAUUUCAAGAGAAUUAUUUCUAGCGUGGAUGCAAAGGCUGGGUUUCAAAGAAACUGAUAAAAUUCAAUAUAAACAAUUUUUAAGAAAAUUUGAAUCAACCAGAGAUCCUUCUUAUGCACUACCGUACAAGAAAAGCCACGUGUACAAUCCAGUGAGAGGCGACGAAGAACGGUUGGCUCCUGAAUCAAUCUUUAGUCUAAUGAAGAAACUUGUAUCUGAACACCAUGGUUCAUUAAAAUCUUCAUUUCUAAAGCUUGACGAUAACAAAGAUGGCUGUCUGAAUUGGAAAGAAUUUCGCAAAGUUUUAUCAAAUUUCCCAACAACAAUAACUGACGCGCAGUUUAUCGAGUUGAUGAAAAUUAUUGAUCCUAAAAAGAAGAAAACGAUAUCAUAUCAUGAAUUUUUAAAUAUGUUUGAGGAGUGUGAAACUGAGGUAACAAUUUUGUGGGGAAGAUGGGGGGGGGGGGGGUGGAUUGGGUUGGAAGGCCAUCCAUGGUUGCGUGGGUCACAUGUGCCAAAGCAUUCACUGCCGCCGCCAGCUUUAAAUCAGUCUACAGUUCAGAAGUUAAUUCGGGAUAAGAUCCAAGACAAUUGGGGUACCUUCACAAAGGCCUACACAACAAUUGAUUUGGAUCAAGAUGGUUUUAUAUCAAAGAAGGAACUUGCCGUCUUGCUGAACAAAUAUACCUUACCCAUUACAAACGAGCAUUUUGACAGAAUGUGGGAAAAGUGCGAUGAAAAUCACGAUGGUAAAAUUCAAUUCAGUGAAUUUAUGAACAAAUUGGGAGUGAACAUUCACGCUAACGAUUUGGAUGGCUUCAGUAAGAGAAUUCACGACGAAAGCGACAUGAAAAUAAAAAGCAGUUUAAAAUAUCAGAAAGAAAGGUCACGCCAAGAAACAUUGAAUCAACAACUUUUUGCUUCUUCAAUAACUAUUCAACAAGUAUUUGAGCACAUUAAGAAUUUUGUUUUACAAAGAUCUUCAAGUUUUCGGAAAACCUUUCUAAAGGUUGAUGAAGAUCUUGACGGGAAAAUAUCCAAGAAAGAAUUUCGAAGGCUUUUAACACACCUAGAAUUGUAUCUGGAUGAAGAAAGUUUUACAUCAUUACUCUCGCGAUUUAAUUUUGUGAAGGGCAAAUUAUCUUAUAUUGACUUUUUGAGCGUGUUUCAAGAACCAGAGUUAUGCAAUCUACAACUAAUCAAAAAGUCAAAUCAUAGGUACAACGAGCCUAUUGAAGCAACUCAAUCAAAAACAGCUGAAGAAGCUCUUGCUCUGUUGAGAAAGAAAAUGGAAGAAGAGUCAGCGACAUUGAGGCAAGCAUUCAAACGAGCUGAUUUUAAUAACGAUUUUCGAAUUACACGAUCAGAAUUUCGAAGGUUGCUGGAAGAAUUCAUGAUGCCUUUGAACAGGGAACAAUUUGGUUUAUUAAUGGAAGUGUUAGGCGUCAAAGAAGGUGACAAAAUCAAUUACAAUACGUUUCUUGAAAAAUUUGAAAGGCAAGAGGAUUUAAAAGUUGGACACCCUUGGUUGUUUACAAAUCACAGAUUUAACGACAGCCGAGCACCUGAAAAUAUAUCUGCUGACAAAGCAUUCCGUUUGUUAGCUGAGAAGGCAACGGAUCAAUGGAAAGACUUGGCUACUGCGUAUCGAACUUUUGAUCGUGAUCAAAAUACGUAUAUAAAUAAAAAAGAAUUAAAGAGAAUACUGCGAACAUUUAAUAUACCGGUAGACGAUACAGAGUUUACAAAACUGUGGAAAAGGUUCGAUACAGACAAAAACAAUCGUAUAGAUCACAAAGAAUUUCUUCACAAACUUGGUUCAGAAUUGGCACCUGGAGACGGCGAAGGAUUUAGUUCGAAAAUUGUCGAUGACAAUAUUCUUCAAAUUAAAAUGCAAGAGGAGAGACAAAAGUCAAUGAACAAUGCAGCUUUGAAAAACCAAGUUCAAAUAAACAAGUUUAUGGAUGCAAUAGAAGUUGAAAAUAGAUUAAGAGACAAAUUUCGUGAUGGAUACGAGAAUUUGCGAAAAGCGUUUCGUGAUUGCGACGCUAAUAACGAUGGUUUCCUGUCGAAAGCGGAAUUUCAAAAGGUCUUACAGCAUUGCCAUUACUAUAUGGAAAAUAACGAACUUGAAAAAUUGUUAAGAAGGAUUGGGCUUUCUUACAAUGACAAAAUUUCAUACAGAGCAUUCCUGAGAGCUUUUGAAUGUAGCACAACAAGUUAUCUCUCCAAAUCUGGCCGUGAUUUAUCCAACCCGUCUGUUGUAAUGAACGCAGUCGGCAUGGACAUGGCGGAUGUUAUUCGAACUUUAAAGAAGCGUAUUAUCAAUAAAAUUUCUGCCAUCUAUAAGGCGAUGAAAUCAUUUGAUAAAUUUGAUGAUGGUAUCAUUCAGAUAACGCAACUACACAGUGUAAUCAACACUUUUUGCUUAAAAACCACACAAGAACAAUUUCAGGAAUUUUUGGGAGUUUGUAACAUACCGAAUGAUGAAUAUUUGUCAUACAAAGAGUUUUUAGCAUCUGUCCAACAACCAGGCGUGGGCCCUAAGGAAGGGCGUUGUAGUAUUUUGAAGAAAUCAAAUACAAGGAUUAACUCUCCAUGUCAGACUCCACAACACGAAAUUCAAAUGAAUGUCGAGUUUGACAUUAGCAAAGAGGAAACAAACAGACGCACAUACAGUCCUUUGAGUAUCCUUGAGGAGAAGAUCACAUCACAACGACAAAUCUUGUCCAAGCUUCUUAAAUAUGCUGAUAAAAUGAAUCAAUAUACAGUGACAAUAGAUGUACUGCAAAGUCUGUUAGAAAAAUGCGAUGUACACAUCAGUAUGAAUCAAUUGUAUUCGUUGUUAUUGAAAUUCAACAUUAAAAUCACUUCUAACAGAAUAUCUUAUGUGGAGUUUCUCCAAAAAGUUACUGGCGUUUUCUGCUUACCAUCUCCUACACCGGAUCUGUCAAAAAAUGUCUCUCCAACACAAAAAUUUGCAAAAACAUCUUCAAGUUCCGAUGAAAGCACAAGUCCACAGAAUUCAAGAAUGGAAAGAAAAAAUUUCACAGGAAAUUCUCAGCUGGAUGCCGUGUUGAUUAAAAUACAAGCGAAAAUCAGCAAAAAUUUGAAACCAAUGCAAAGGGAAUUCAGGGCAAUGGAUAAAAUUGGGUCAGGAUCAUGUUCCUUGCUCACCUUUCGCAACGUCCUGCAAAAGUAUAAGAUUGCACUUUCAAGCGAGGACAUAUAUCAACUCUUUUCAAAUUUUGAUAACACGUUGUCUGGUAACAUACCUUACAUGAAUUUCUUAUCUUAUUUUGCAUAGCGAGGAAGCUUUUGUUUUUAAUUAAAUUUUUGUAUAAACAACCGCAUGUAAAUGUCAAACAACUAAAUAUAAACGAAGCAGAUAUGCCCUAAAACUGUAGAUUGUCUUGUGAAUUCCUUAAAAUCUGGCUUGUUGACUGCUUUUCUAAUUGAUUAUCUUUUAUGUGUUCUACUCUAACAGUGCCACAAGCUAAGAUUUUUAUGUUUGAUUAAUAAGAAAUUGAAAAGGUUUGGAUAGAAAAAGGGCUGUCACAUCGACAAAUAAUGCACAAGAUUGUCUUGCUGAAAAUAAGCAUCGGUUAUAUCACCGUUGAUUCCAUUAUAAAUAUUAAAGAUGUAAAUAUUUUUUAAUUAAAUCUUUUAUUGUAUAGAUUGCCAAUGAUAAUAUAUUAAUUGUGUUGUAAUA
This is a messenger RNA of Hydractinia symbiolongicarpus, 4070 nucleotides long. RefSeq names its product EF-hand calcium-binding domain-containing protein 6-like. Lineage: Eukaryota; Metazoa; Cnidaria; Hydrozoa; Anthoathecata; Hydractiniidae. Gene Ontology annotation, cellular component: nucleoplasm. Gene Ontology annotation, molecular function: calcium ion binding. The record is from RefSeq and is a predicted model, not a curated record. The coding region runs from base 69 to 3665 and encodes 1198 amino acids. The transcript is spliced from 29 exons.